Molecule: messenger RNA, 1271 nt
Organism: Miniopterus natalensis
Lineage: Eukaryota; Metazoa; Chordata; Mammalia; Chiroptera; Miniopteridae
Source: RefSeq, a predicted model, not a curated record
CGAUGAAUGACAUUGGGGACUACGUCGGCUCCAACCUGGAGAUAUCCUGGCUCCCCAACCUGGACGGCCUGAUGGAGGGCUAUGCCCGAAACUUCCGUCCAGGCAUUGGAGGCCCCCCUGUGAACGUGGCACUUGCUAUUGAGGUGGCCAGCAUCGACCACAUAUCCGAGGUGAACAUGGAGUACACCAUGACCGUGUUCCUGCACCAAAGCUGGCGGGACAGCAGGCUCUCCUACAACCACACCAACGAGACCCUGGGCCUGGACAGCCGCUUUGUGGACAAGCUCUGGCUCCCGGACACCUUCAUCGUGAAUGCCAAGUCCGCCUGGUUCCACGACGUGACCGUGGAGAACAAACUCAUCCGGCUGCAGCCCGACGGGGUGAUCCUGUACAGCAUCCGAAUCACCUCCACUGUGUCGUGUGACAUGGACCUGGCCAAGUACCCCAUGGACGAGCAGGAGUGCACGCUGCACCUGGAGAGCUAUGGCUACUCGUCCGAGGACAUCGUCUACUACUGGUCUGAGAACCAGGAGCAGAUCCACGGGCUGGACAAGCUGCAGCUGGCCCAGUUCACCAUCACCAGCUACCGCUUUACCACGGAGCUCAUGAACUUCAAGUCGGCCGGCCAAUUCCCUCGGCUCAGCCUGUACUUCCACCUUCGGAGAAACCGCGGUGUGUAUAUCAUGCAGUCCUACAUGCCCUCCAUUCUCCUGGUCGCCAUGUCCUGGGUCUCCUUCUGGAUCAGCCAAGCCGCUGUGCCCGCCAGGGUGUCUCUAGGCAUCACCACGGUGCUGACCAUGACCACCCUGAUGGUCAGCGCCCGCUCCUCCCUCCCGCGGGCGUCGGCCAUCAAGGCCCUGGACGUGUACUUCUGGAUCUGCUACGUGUUCGUGUUCGCGGCCCUGGUGGAAUAUGCCUUCGCUCACUUCAAUGCCGACUACCGGAAGAAGCGAAAGGCCAAGGUCAAGGUCAAGGUCACACGGCAGAGGGCAGAGAUGGACGUGAAGAACGCCAUUGUACUGUUCUCCCUCUCGGCCGCCGGCAUCUCCCAGGAGCUGGCUGUGUCCCGCCGGCCGAGCCGCAUGCCCGGGAACCUCAUGGGCUCCUACAGGUCGGUGGAGGUGGAGACGGGGGAGUCCGAGAAACAGGGAGGCCUCCGUGCCCUUUUCAAGCCCAUCGACGCAGACACCAUCGACAUCUACGCCCGCGCAGUGUUCCCCGCAGCCUUCGCCGCUGUCAACGUCAUCUACUGGGCGGCCUACACCAUGUGA